AUGGAUAGAUUCGGUACACUGGUACAAAUUGAUGAGGAUAUGGGAAAGGCAUUACAAGAAGACCCAACUAUAAGCGGUCAAUUUCCUAUAGAAGACAGUGAACGUAUAUUUUUUGAAUAUGCCUGCGAAACUAAUACUCCUUCAAAAGAAACCAGUUUAACUAUGUCAAAAAUCAGCAAUGGAAACUCAAUGCAAUAUGUAAGCAUCAAAAUCACUCCAAAAUGA
Diversispora eburnea is the source of this 225-nucleotide messenger RNA. NCBI's taxonomy places the organism in Eukaryota, Fungi, Glomeromycota, Glomeromycetes, Diversisporales, Diversisporaceae. The record is from the annotation of a GenBank genome assembly.